Messenger RNA from Nothobranchius furzeri (turquoise killifish), 1256 nucleotides. It is a transcript of the gene hmgb2a, whose product is annotated as high mobility group box 2a. The record is from RefSeq and is a predicted model, not a curated record. Gene Ontology annotation, biological process: regulation of transcription by RNA polymerase II. Gene Ontology annotation, cellular component: nucleus. NCBI's taxonomy places the organism in Eukaryota, Metazoa, Chordata, Actinopteri, Cyprinodontiformes, Nothobranchiidae. Gene Ontology annotation, molecular function: DNA binding, bending.
AAUCCGAGAGCGAAGGAGGAGGAGUUGUAGAAUUAGUCGGAUCCAAGUUCGGUCGGCCCGACAGACGGUGACAAAACAGCUGCGUUUUCUUCCUCAUUCAGUCGCGUACUACUUGCCCCGCUGAGAACAGAUAAUUCGCAGCCAUGACAAAGGACCCGAAUAAGCCCAGAGGGAAGACCUCCGCAUAUGCUUUCUUCGUGGCGACCUGCCGUGAGGAGCACAAAAAGAAACACCCAGGAACCAGCGUGAACUUUGCAGAGUUCUCCAAGAAAUGUUCCGAAAGAUGGAAGACCAUGUCAGCCAAGGAGAAGGUGAAGUUUGAUGAGAUGGCCAAGACUGACAAGGUUCGAUAUGAUCGGGAGAUGAAAACCUACGUCCCUCCUAAAGGUGCCAAGAAAGGGAAGAAGAAGAAGGACCCUAAUGCCCCAAAGAGGCCACCCUCAGCAUUCUUCGUCUUCUGUUCCGACCACCGUCCCCGCAUCAAGGAAGAGAACCCUGGAAUCUCCAUCGGAGAUGUUGCCAAGAAGCUUGGCGAGUUGUGGUCCACACAAGGCUCCAAAGACAAGGCGCCAUACGAGGCUAGGGCUGCAAAGCUGAAGGAGAAAUAUGAGAAGGAUGUUGCUGCCUACAGAGCAAAAGGAGGUUCAGGGAAGAGCGAUGCUGGCAGGAAGAGCGGCCCUGGCCGGCCUCCAGCCAAGAAGGCCGAACCAGCAGACGAUGAUGAUGACGAGGAUGAAGAUGAGGAGGAGGAUGAAGACGAGGAGGAUGAUGAUGAUGAAUAACCAGUUAAAAUGUGAAAGGAUGUGAGGUUUGCCAUGCAUUGUUCAGCUUAACGUUUUCUUUUUGUGUGAAAGAAUUGCAACAAGUAGCCUGCUGUCCCUGUGGGUCUGACAGACCUGAACUCCUCUUCUGAUUCAGGGAAUUUAUUUCUCCCCUCUUGGUCCACUUAUGAUGUGUUUCUGCUGAACUCUGGUUUCUGACAUCGUAGAGCCUUGUUUGACAUUUUAAACUCAUUAAAUGGACUGAAGCUCCUUCAGUGGACAGCAGAAAGUCAGGUGUGGUUUUUGUUUUCUGGUUUAAACAUGGAUUCUGGAAGCACUGCUCAUGUUUCUGUUCUAGUGGUGUUGUUUCUUCACUGUUUUACUACCAGGAUUUGUCUGUAGCUUGAUUUUAAAAAUGUUUGCAGCCAUUUUAAAGUGGAACUUAAACUUGUAGAAUGGAAUCUUUUUGUAAUAAAAUUUUGUAUAUUGACUUAA